CAUAUAGGGAAGUCUGCUUUAUGGUUUCCAGGAACUGUUUUCUGCCCCACGUCAUUUCAGUUGUUUCUUCUUUUUUCAUACUUGGUAUUAACAUCUGCAUCAUGUCUGUUCCAUUGCGGGCUGCUUCUCUCCACCCCUGAAGGCAACUUCCUCCCUGCUGCACGUGUACAAAACCUCCCUCCUACGAGUGUCUUCCUCUUUUUUGUUGGUCUCAUUUCUUCCUCACGCAGCAUUGGUGACGUUUCAUCUCUGCUCGUCAACGGCAAGUGUGAGCCCGAGCUGAAAGCAGACCUCAUCCCCGCCGGCAGGUUUCCUGUGUCAUUCUCGUUUCAGAAUAUCAUGUGGGACUGUACAGGACUUUCCGCACGUCAUCUGGAGCUUUUUGAAGAGAUUCUGCUGAAGUUGAUCAUCUGCAGUGAGCUCUGCCAGAUGUGAAGCACCAUUGGAAUGUGUCUGGCGUUCUUCAUUGGAUGGCUAUCUUUUACAGUCGAGUCACGCAUCUGACCGAAAACAACAGGUAAAUUCCUAAACAAGGCGGAGACAACUCUGCAGAAGCUAUGAACCACUCGGCCGCUACGCCAAAUCAAACCGCAAACUCAACUGAACUGUGUGUCAAAAUUGGCCAGAGCUUCAUCAGCGACUUGUUGAUGGGCGUUUACAUCGUGUCUUUUAUCUUCGGUUUGAUCUUCAACGUACUGACUCUGGGCCCAAUUUGGCAACAAAUGCGAAAGCAAAAUGUCCUGGGCAUCUUCCUACUCAACCUCUCCCUCUCAGACUUGCUCUACCUUUUCACCAUGCCCCUUUGGAUCAAUUAUUAUCGACAGGAACACAACUGGAAGUUUGGCGUUGUCUCCUGCAGCGUAGUGGGUUUUAUCUACUACUCCAACAUGUACAUUAGCAUCUUCCUGCUAUGCUGUAUCUCCGUUGACCGCUGCCUGGUGGUCACAUUCCCACUCCAGUUCAAGACUCACCGCACUUCACGCUAUGCCUGGGCGCAAUGCAUCUCCGUGUACGUCAUUAUAGUGGUGCUGCACAUCAUGGUGCUGUUCAAUGACAAUCUGAUAGACGCUCAUGACGACCGCAACAAAAAUGACCGAUGUUAUGAGACUUACCCCUUGGAGCAGCCUGUAGCCUUGUUCAAUCUGAUAAGAGUGGGACUCGGCUUCCUGUUGCCUUUGCUGAUUUUAGCGGUUAGCUAUUGGCGGGUGCUGGCAACUGUGGGCCAGAGCCCCGGAUUGAGUCCACAGGCAAAGAGAAAAGUCCGCCUGUUGUCCUACGGUGUGAUUGGGAUCUUCUCUUUGUGCUUUGCUCCGUACCACAUUCUGCUCCUGGCACGCUCACUGGCGUUCUACUUCAGUGAGAAUGUCGACCCUGAAGGAAGUUACUGCCAGUUCGAACAAGCCACGCACUUCUACUUCUCAUGCACAUUAGCUUUGUCCAGCUUGAACUGUGCGAUGGACCCUGUGCUGUACGUGAUGGUUAGUAAUGGAGUCCAAGAGGAGAUGAAGCUUUUCUGGAGGAGAUAUAAAAGAACACAGACAGAAGACUGCAGUCUAACUGCCAACAACAGGCCAAAACCUAAGCCAUAUUUGAUGAUAUGAUAUAAACUGUGGUGUUAUGUGCAGCACGUACAUCCAAGCAUGUGCUUAUACGUGCUGUUUGCACUCAUGUUCGUCUUAAGUGUUAGCUAGUGAAUAGCUGGAUUACUUCACAAUCAAGACCUCAUGUCUGUCAGACAUCUUUUGAGAGAACCAUAUUGCUAUCUCUGUCUGACUUUUAUUUAUUUAUUUUUUCCUCACUGAUAUUGUCACGUUCAGACGCGUGGAUGGAAUAUUUCAGAGCUGUGUAAUUAUACCAAUGUUCUAGGUUUUGCUCUCCAGAGAUUUUACACAGCAGCAGGCACUCCUGGUGUGUAGACAAAUGCUGUUGGCCUUGAAGAGCCCUUGAGUUUUUGCUGCUGCUCUGAAUGUAUAAAGCUCUGGACAGAGCACUGAACAAGCAAAAUGAAGCCACUCUCUUCAAACUGACUGUGUCUAAAAUCUUGGGCCAUACUAAAAUACAAAAUGGAUGAAAUGGAGCAAAAUGGGGACUGAUAAUCACAAAAUGGGGACUGAUAAUCAAGAAAUGGGGACUGAUAAUCAAGAAAUGUGGACUGAUAAUCACAAAAUCGGGACUGAUAAUCAAGAAAUGUGGACUGAUAAUCAAGAAAUGUGGACUGAUAAUCACGAAAUGGGGACUGAUAAUCAAGAAAUGUGGACUGAUAAUCACGAAAUCAGGACUGAUAAUCAAGAAAUGUGGACUGAUAAUCAAGAAAUGUGGACUGAUAAUCAUGAAAUGUGGACUGAUAAUCAAGAAAUGUGGACUGAUAUUCAAGAAAUGUGGACUGAUAAUCAUGAAAUGUGGACUGAUAUUCAAGAAAUGUGGACUGAUAUUCAAGAAAUGUGGACUGAUAAUCACGAAAUGGGGACUGAUAAUCAAGAAAUGUGGACUGAUAAUCACGAAAUCAGGACUGAUAAUCAAGAAAUGUGGACUGAUAAUCAAGAAAUGUGGACUGAUAAUCAUGAAAUGUGGACUGAUAAUCAAGAAAUGUGGACUGAUAUUCAAGAAAUGUGGACUGAUAAUCAUGAAAUGUGGACUGAUAAUCAAGAAAUGUGGACUGAUAUUCAAGAAAUGUGGACUGAUAAUCAUGAAAUGUGGACUGAUAUUCAAGAAAUGUGGACUGAUAAUCAAGAAAUGUGGACUGAUAAUCACGAAAUGGGGACUGAUAAUCAAGAAAUGUGGACUGAUAAUCACGAAAUCAGGACUGAUAAUCAAGAAAUGUGGACUGAUAAUCAAGAAAUGUGGACUGAUAAUCAUGAAAUGUGGACUGAUAAUCAAGAAAUGUGGACUGAUAUUCAAGAAAUGUGGACUGAUAAUCAUGAAAUGUGGACUGAUAUUCAAGAAAUGUGGACUGAUAUUCAAGAAAUGUGGACUGAUAAUCAUGAAAUGUGGACUGAUAUUCAAGAAAUGUGGACUGAUAUUCAAGAAAUGUGGACUGAUAAUCAAGAAAUGUGGACUGAUAUUCAAGAAAUGUGGACUGAUAAUCAUGAAAUGUGGACUGAUAGUCUAGAAAUGUGGACUGAUAAUCACGAAAUGUGGACUGAUAAUCUCGAAAUGUGGACUGAUAUUCAAGAAAUGUGGACUGAUAUUCAAGAAAUGUGGACUGAUAAUCAUGAAAUGAGGACUGAUAUUCAAGAAAUGUGAACUGAUAAUCAAGAAAUGUGGACUGAUAAUCAAGAAAUGUGGACUGAUAAUCACGAAAUGUGGACUGAUAAUCAAGAAAUGUGGACUGAUAUUCAAGAAAUGUGGACUGAUAUUCAAAAAAUGUGGACUGAUAAUCAUGAAAUGUGGACUGAUAAUCAUGAAAUGUGGACUGAUAAUCAAGAAAUGUGGACUGAUAAUCAUGAAAUGUGGACUGAUAAUCAAGAAAUGUGGACUGAUAUUCAAGAAAUGUGGACUGAUAAUCACGAAAUGGGGGUAAAAUGUAAUGAUAUGGAGCAGACUGACCCAGACUGACUCCAAAUUAGUACUUUUAUUUACUUGUUUGGCAUUCGUUUUUUGUGAGAUGCGCUCAGUACAGGAACUCUGGGCAGGUCCAGCAUCUGGUGUUCAAAAGAUGAAACUUCAGCCACUGGGUUAGUCUGCUCCAUUUCGUUACGUUUUACCCCCAUUCCUUAUUAUCAGUCUCCACUUUGCUCCAUUUCGCUAAAUAAAUAAAUAAAUAAAUAAAAAUACUUAAUUGAAUCAUAUUUAUAUUUAUUUUUUAAUCUUUUAAUUGUGCUUUUAUUUUAUUUAUAUUUUAUUUUGUUUUCUGAAUUGUUUUCUGUGAACAGCCUUGAGGAGAUGCUGUUGUGAUUUGGCGCUCUAUUAAAAAAAAAAAAAAAAAUUGGAAUCAGUCUGCUCCAUUUACGUUUUACCCCAUUUUGUUAUUAUCAGUCUCGAUUUUGCUCCAUUUUCCUAAAAACAAUAAAAUAAAAGUACUUAAUUGAAUCAUAUUUGGAGUCAGUCUGGGACAGUCUGCUCCAUUUCGUUACAUUUUACCCCCAUUUCAUGAUUAUUAGGCUCCAUUUCAACCCAUUUUGCUCAUUUCGUAUUUUCGUAUAGCUGAAAGUCUCUAAGGAGUGUUUCUAAUGCUUUAUUGAAUCUUUACCACAAGGCGCUUCUGAAGUCAACACUGCGUCCACCUCGGUACUAGUCAGGUGUAACUAAUGAAGUGUAAUAUGUUACAUGGGUUCCAAAAAAUAUGUGUACAAAGUGACUGGAUGAAAUUGGUGUACUCAUGGUAACGCAUUGAAGUGUGAAUGUUAGAAUUAUGUUUAUGUUCUGAUGAGGUUCAACCUCUGAAUUCCUUGGUUGGAACUUAUUGGGCCUCCUGUGGCCGACACUGUAUAUAGUAAAAAUUUAUUUGAUGAGAAAGUUGACUUGAUCAAAGAGAGUUACGCAGUAGAUAUUCAGUGAACACAACAUUUGUGUACAGAACACAAGCUCCGCUACUGUGGUCAGUAUCCACGUACUGUACGUGAGAAGGGCAAAGGUGGUUGAUCUGUACCUUCAUGCCACAAUAUUGGCAAUGUUCUAUGUAGAAUUUUUAAUAGAAAUCUGUGGAUUUUGUUCUCGUCUCCACAAGGACAUUGUACUAUAAGGACUUUGGUAUAGCUUAAAAUGUAUUAACCUCCAAGCAUGAAAAUGUAUGAAUCUGCAUGACCGUGGUACCUAUCUAUAGUGUCUGUAAAAUACUGUGAAUAAAGUGAGUAAUAACCUCAA
Thalassophryne amazonica is the source of this 4803-nucleotide messenger RNA. RefSeq names its product G protein-coupled receptor 184 (gene gpr184). Gene Ontology annotation, cellular component: membrane. The record is from RefSeq and is a predicted model, not a curated record. Bases 558 to 1601 code for a protein of 347 amino acids. Gene Ontology annotation, molecular function: G protein-coupled receptor activity. The transcript has 2 exons. Lineage: Eukaryota; Metazoa; Chordata; Actinopteri; Batrachoidiformes; Batrachoididae. Gene Ontology annotation, biological process: negative regulation of G2/M transition of mitotic cell cycle; G1/S transition of mitotic cell cycle; G protein-coupled receptor signaling pathway.